Molecule: messenger RNA, 1078 nt
Organism: Nymphaea colorata (pocket water lily)
Lineage: Eukaryota; Viridiplantae; Streptophyta; Magnoliopsida; Nymphaeales; Nymphaeaceae
Exons: 7
Coding region: 129-854 (241 amino acids)
Biological process (GO): double-strand break repair via homologous recombination
Cellular component (GO): Shu complex
Molecular function (GO): single-stranded DNA binding
Source: RefSeq, a predicted model, not a curated record
AAUAACGAACUCGAGCCGUUCUGCCACCAAAAGAACUCCAGCCGAAGCCCAUCGACCGGACCGCGGCGAUUAAACGCAGGUUGAGCGCUCUUAUUCCGAUCGUCUUCCUCCCUCUUAAUGCAAAGAGAAUGCUGAAGCAGUUCUUCUCGUCCAGCCAGAUCAAGGAGAGUUUCAAGCUCGAUGAUGCUUCGGAUUCUCAACAGAACCACACCAUUAUGCUUCUCUCUGGUCCUCCUAAUAGCGGGAAGACGUCAAUCCUGUUCCAGUAUGCGUACAACAGGGCGGUAAAUGGUCGGAAGCCGGUCAUCUUCAUAUGCAACAAGAAGAGAAUGCACAGCAACCCGCCCUUCCUUUCCCAAGGAAUCGACCCAUCUUCCGACGUAUUCUCCCGGAUCAAAAUGAAAUAUAUUGAAAAUGAUGAGGAGAUUAGAAAGUAUUUUGCAGCAUUUCACCUGCAUGACUCUUUCCCUGCAGCUGUUGUAAUCGACGAUUUUGGCGACUUUUUUGAUGAAAGGACUUCUCAAGACAGGUAUGGGAAUGCUAGAGGGAGAGACUUGGCAAUGGUUCGAACUCUGGCUCUGUCCCGGGAUGCCAUAGACCAUGCAAAUAAGAAGCUACAACCUCAAGAUUUCUGCCAACUCCUGCUCUCUGACACACACCAUGGAGAUGGUCCCAGGCAACUAUUUGUCUACAAGAAAUGGCUGUCGUGCAUCUUCACAAUAAGAGGUGAUGGUCGAGGAUCAUUUCUUCUUGGCAGACUUGGUCUGGGAAAUGCUUCCGAGAAAAGGACAUGCUUUGCCAAAUACACAGUAGCUCUUCAAUACCUCACGUUGGAGGGAACUGCGGAAGAAUAGGUCUCCCUUCCUCAGGUUGGAAGACGUGGUGCAAGGAUAGCUCUCCCUCUACCUCUCUCAUAUUUGUGAGGGUUCUAACAUCUGCUUCUUAAUCUAUCGAAUUAAAAAGUAAAACUAGUUUGUCUAUGAUAAAGGAGUAAAUUAAUUCUUAUAUCGAAAUCAUCAACAUCAGUAAAAGGUCAGUUUUUAAGAAUGAAUUCUUCCAGUAGCGUGUUGUUCAUUUA